Brachypodium distachyon (stiff brome) is the source of this 3982-nucleotide messenger RNA. Its product is annotated as ABC transporter B family member 4. Gene Ontology annotation, molecular function: ABC-type transporter activity; ATP binding; ATP hydrolysis activity. Lineage: Eukaryota; Viridiplantae; Streptophyta; Magnoliopsida; Poales; Poaceae. Gene Ontology annotation, cellular component: membrane. Gene Ontology annotation, biological process: transmembrane transport. The record is from RefSeq and is a predicted model, not a curated record. The transcript has 10 exons. Bases 95 to 3691 code for a protein of 1198 amino acids.
UUGUCCUGAGCCUCAUAUAUCUGGGCAUCGGAACAGCAGUUGCCUGCUUUCUUCGUAAGUAUACUUUCCAUUCUAUUCUUCAAACAGUAAGUACAUGUUACCUGUCAUUCCUUUAUUUGUUCCAGAGGUGUCAUGCUGGACGAUGGCAGGAGAAAGGCAGUCAGCACGCAUUCGUUCUCUUUACCUGAAAUCAGUUCUGAGACAAGAUAUUGCUUUCUUCGACACAGAAAUGACAACUGGUGAAGCAGUUUCUAGAAUGUCUAGCGAUACAGUCAUAAUUCAAGAUGCUCUUGGUGAAAAGGCAGGAAAGCUUGUACAACUCUCAUCUGGUUUCAUUGGUGGUUUUAUAAUAGCUUUUACAAAAGGCUGGCUUCUGACUCUUGUCAUGCUAACGUCGCUACCACUAGUUGCUAUUGCCGGUGCAGUGUCUGCGCAGCUGCUAACCAGGACUUCUAGCAAGAGACUAACAUCAUAUAGUGAUGCUGGGGACAUUGUUGAGCAGACAAUUGGAUCUAUAAGAACAGUUGUUUCCUUCAAUGGUGAGAAGAAAGCUAUGGCAAUGUACAACAAUUUCAUAAAAAGGGCAUACAGGACUGUUAUUGAGGAAGGCCUUAUCAAUGGUUUUGGCAUGGGCUCUGUCUUUUGCAUCUCAUUUAGCAGCUAUGGCCUAGCCUUCUGGUACGGUGGAAAGCUAAUCAUUGACAAAGGCUAUACCGGAGGGACGAUCAUCACUGUUUUAUUUGCCGUGUUGACUGGUGCAACUUCUUUAGGUAACGCAACACCAUCAGUUUCUGCAAUCGCGGGAGGUCAAUCUGCAGCAUACAGACUGUUUGGAACAAUUGAGAGGAAACCAGAUAUAGAUUCAGAUGAUACCAGUGGCAUGGUUUUAGAAAAUAUCAAGGGUGAUGUUGAGCUAAAGGAUGUGUACUUUCGCUACCCUGCUAGACCUGGACAGUUAAUAUUAGACGGAUUGUCAUUACAAGUAGCCAGUGGUACAACAAUGGCCAUAGUUGGAGAGAGUGGAAGUGGCAAGUCAACUAUUAUAAGCUUACUUGAAAGAUUCUACGAUCCACAGGCUGGUGAAGUUAUGAUAGAUGGAAUCAACAUCAAGAAUCUGAGGGUUGAUUGGAUAAGAGGGAAGAUUGGUCUUGUUAGCCAAGAACCAUCGCUCUUUAUGACCACCAUUAAAGAGAACAUAAUAUAUGGCAAAGAAGAUGCAACACUUGAAGAGAUCAAGAGAGCAGCUGAACAUGCAAAUGCAGCAAACUUCAUCGACAAGUUACCAAAUGGCUACGAUACAUUAGUUGGUCAGCGUGGCACUCUUCUUUCUGGAGGACAAAAACAAAGGAUUGCAAUUGCAAGGGCCAUCCUUAAAGAUCCAAAAAUUAUUUUGCUAGAUGAAGCAACAAGUGCAUUGGAUGUGGAAUCUGAGAGGAUAGUUCAGGACGCACUCAAUAGAAUAAUGAUAGAAAGAACCACACUAGUCAUUGCUCAUCGUUUGAGCACUGUAAAGAAUGUUGACUGCAUCACAGUUGUUCGUCAAGGGAAAAUAGUCGAACAAGGUACUCAUCAUACAUUGGUGAAGGAUACAAAUGGAGCUUACUCCCAGCUUAUUAGGCUACAAGACACUCGUGGAGACAAAAGGCAUAAAAUACAAGAUUCUGGAGUGCCAAAUUCCUUAUCAAAAAGCACUAGUUUGUCGAUUCGACAGUCAAUGAGUAAAGACUCUUUUGGCAAUAGCAACAGAUAUUCCUUCAAGAACCCUUUAGGAUUAUCUGUUGAAUUGCAUGAGGAUGAAAACACAGGCGGACAGAAAAAGGACGAGCUUACUGAUCGGAAGGCCCUUAAGAAAGGACCAAUUGGACGUCUUUUUUAUCUUAACAAGCCAGAGUUGCCAUUUCUUCUGCUUGGUUCUAUAGCGGCAGCAGUGCAUGGAAUCAUUUUCCCACUGUUCGGUAUACUAAUGUCUAGUGUUAUAAAAUCAUUCUAUGAAUCACCAGAUAAGCUGAGAAAAGAUUCUAACUUUUGGGCAUUGAUAUCUGUUGUUCUGGGGAUUGCAUCUCUGAUUUCAAUCCCAGCAGAAUAUUUUUUCUUUGGAAUUGCUGGAGGCAAGCUUGUAGAGCGUGUCCGAAUUCUGUCCUUUCAAAAUAUUGUGCGUCAAGAAAUCGCUUGGUUUGAUAAUCCCUCAAAUUCCAGGUAUCAUAUUCAAAUGAUAAUAAAUAGUUUAUAUUUUGUCAUCAUACUUAGAUUUACGCAAAUACUAAGAUUUUGCUUUACCACUUACAGUGGGGCAAUUGGUACAAGGCUUUCAAUUGAUGCAUUAAAUGUCCGGCGCUUAGUAGGAGAUAACUUGGCCAUUAUGUUGCAAUCCAUAGCUACAUUAAUCACUGGCUUCGUCAUAGCUUUUUCGACAGAUUGGAGGCUUGCACUGGUUAUCACUUGUGUCAUCCCUUUAGUAGGUGCACAAGGUUAUGCUCAAGUGAAGUUCUUGAAGGGGUUUAGUGAAGACGCUAAGGAGAUGUAUGAAGAUGCAGGCCAAGUUGCAACUGAUUCUGUUGGUAGUAUCAGAACAGUAGUAUCUUUUAGUGCAGAGAAAAGAGUGGUUACAACAUAUAACAAGAAAUGUGAAGCUUUAAGGAAACAUGGAGUUCGAAGUGGAAUCGUUGGAGGGCUUGGUUUUGGUUUCUCAUUGUUGGUGUUAUACCUCACAUAUGCUCUAUGUUUCUAUGUUGGUGCACAGUUCGUACAUCAGGGGAAAAUGGCUUUUUCAGAUGUUUUCAAAGUUUUUUUUGCUUUAGCUUUAGCAGCUGUUGGGGUUUCACAAGCAAGUGCAUUGGCGUCUGAUGCAACAAAGGCAACGGAUUCUGCCAUUUCAGUUUUCAGUAUCCUAGAUCAGAAGUCCAAAGUUGAUUCAAGUAGCAGUGAGGGCCUAACAUUGGAAAACAUUACUGGCAACAUUGAUUUCAGUAAUGUCAGUUUUAAGUACCCAUCACGCCCUGAUGUCCAAAUAUUCAGUGACUUUACCUUGAACAUUCCUUCCAGAAAGACCAUAGCACUCGUUGGAGAAAGCGGAGUUGGCAAGUCUACAAUAAUUGCUUUACUGGAGCGUUUCUAUGAUCCUGAUUCUGGUAGAAUCUCACUAGAUGGAGUCGAAAUUAAGAGCAUAAGAAUUAGCUGGUUAAGGGAUCAGAUAGGGCUGGUAGGCCAGGAGCCGGUGCUUUUCAAUGACACCAUCCGUGCCAACAUAACCUAUGGGAAACAUGGAGAGGUGACAGAGGAAGAGAUCAUGGCUGUUGCCAAGGCAGCAAAUGCCCAUGAGUUCAUAUCAAGCUUGCCACAAGGAUAUGGCACUUUGGUCGGUGAGAAAGGAGUGCAACUAUCUGGUGGGCAGAAACAGCGGGUAGCUAUUGCAAGGGCGAUUAUAAAGGACCCUAAGAUACUGCUACUUGAUGAGGCAACCAGUGCCUUGGAUACAGAAUCUGAGCGUAUCGUUCAAGAUGCAUUGGACAGAGUCAUGGUCAGCAGGACCACCAUUGUGGUGGCGCACCGCCUCUCCACAAUUAAAAGGGCUGAUAUGAUAGCAGUCCUCAAGGAAGGUAAAAUUGCAGAAAAAGGAAAGCAUGAGGCCCUGAUGCGAAUCAAGGAUGGAGCCUAUGCUUCGCUGGUUGAACUUCGCUCAAAUUCUGAGUAGAAUUAUGUUUCUUUUGACAUUUCUUUGUUCCUAGCAAAACGAUUUGGGAAUAUUAGUACUCCCUCCGUCCUGAAAUAAGUGACGUGGAUUUGUAUAGAAAAUGGAUUUGUAUAGAAAAUCAAUACAAAUCCACGUCACUUAUUUCAGGACGGAGGGAGUACAUUUGUUGUGAUUUGAGAAAUGAAAACAAGAUUGUAACAGUUUGUUUGCAUGGAAGGCCUAUGAUUGUAGGUAUGAGAGUAAUUUAACCGAUGCACUGACUGAUUCCACCACAGGAUUCAGCCUUUUCUU